AUGGGCACACAGUUGAAGAAUGGAUUCCAGAAGGGCUACAGCUCUACCAAAGAUCAAGAUGACGACAUAGUCGCCGAAGAGGUUGGCUGGGAAGUUUCCAGUCGCACCAAAAAGUGGCUCAUCACGAUUGGUACCCUUGUGGCCGUUUGUCUUCUUUAUGUGUUUUGUUUUCUUUUGCCUAAGAUGUUCAUUCCGGAAACGAAGGAGUUGGUUGGUAUCCACAAGGUGGAACCAUUGAACGUUGUUUUGGCACCGGUGCUGAGUGAAACCGUGAGUCUGUGGGGUCUUGAGAGUUUAGACGAGGAAAGCUAUAGCGACAACGAGGACGACUUUGAGGAGUUUGCAGUUGAAGCUGAUGCCUCGCAGAGUUCUGCUAAGAAGAGCAAGGAGAGACUUAUUCUUGUUGGAGACAUUCACGGUCAGUAUAGAGAGUUCAAGAAGUUGCUUAGAAAGGUGAAGUACAGAAAACACAAGGAUCAGCUUCUUGUUUUGGGUGACUUUAUCACCAAAGGUCCUCACUCACUUAAGGUGCUUGAAUAUCUUAUCGACAACGACGUUGCUUGUAUAAUGGGCAACCACGAGUACUAUGUUCUUCAGAACUAUGCCAAGUACCACGGUCUUCCUCAGCCGUUCUUCGUGAAUGGAACUUCGCCAACGUUUAACGUUUUCGGCAAGUUUAAUGACGAUCCUGAGUUCCUUCUUGCUAAGAAGCUUCGUCCGAGACAUGUGGAGUAUAUCAACAACUGUCCUGUGAUGAAGGAGCUUGGUAGAGUGCCAUUGCACUCAAAGAAGAACAAGGGCAAGACUGGCUCUGCUGAAGGUGUUGCCGUGCACGCUGGCCUUCGUUGGGAUGCGCUUAUUGAUCUCAAUGAACAGGACCCAGAGGACUGUCUUGAAAUGAGAUCGUAUCUCGCUCCAAACUACAACGAGACCACUGACGAUCCAGACGAUAAGCGUGCUGUUUCCUGGUCUAAGAUCUGGAACCAGAAGCAGAAGGCUGGAGAAUUGGACCGUUCCAUUGUUGUGUACUACGGACACGAUGCUGGCAGAGGUCUCAAGCUCAAGAAGUUCUCCAAGGGUCUUGAUUCUGGAUGCUACAAAGGCAGCAAGUUGAGUGCCAUGGUGAUUUGGCAAGAAAAGGCGAAGGGUAAAGAUGACGUGUUGUACAAGGAAGCUCUUGUGCAGCAGAAGUGUUGA
This is a messenger RNA of Candidozyma haemuli, 1197 nucleotides long. Its product is annotated as putative serine/threonine-protein phosphatase. The transcript has a single exon. Lineage: Eukaryota; Fungi; Ascomycota; Pichiomycetes; Serinales; Metschnikowiaceae. Gene Ontology annotation, biological process: polyphosphate catabolic process. Gene Ontology annotation, cellular component: cytoplasm. Gene Ontology annotation, molecular function: endopolyphosphatase activity; phosphatase activity. The record is from RefSeq and is a predicted model, not a curated record. Bases 1 to 1197 code for a protein of 398 amino acids.